Drosophila teissieri is the source of this 1426-nucleotide messenger RNA. Its product is annotated as venom allergen 5.02. The transcript is spliced from 3 exons. Lineage: Eukaryota; Metazoa; Arthropoda; Insecta; Diptera; Drosophilidae. Bases 441 to 1421 code for a protein of 326 amino acids. The record is from RefSeq and is a predicted model, not a curated record.
CAGCACAAAAGCAGAAGUACGGAAACGAGUUUUCCCUCUUAAUUCCCUCAUUAAAAUACUAAAUUCUGCAAUCAGACAGCCACUUAAGCUUAAGUCGUUUCCUGAAUCAAUUGCCUAUGCCUUUUCUUUAUGAGCCAGGCGAAUUGCUUUGAGUUUUAAUGCAACAACAUAUAAUUGAUAAAAGGCAUUCUAGAAAUAGUGAAAUAUCUUUAAAUGUGAAGAACUAAAGGGCCAAUCAGCCUGAUUCUAUUCAAAUUUAUCCAUGCCCUAAGGCACUCGGAGUAUAACAAGUGAAUGGAGCUGCUCUCAAUCAGAAAUAUAAGCAGCCUAAUUAGUCGCGGAUCAAGCGUAAAAUUCAAGAUUUAAUAUAGGCACGUCAAGGGCUCGAUUUAUUUAUUUUAAAACCUCUGCCGGAGCACACACCUUUUGUUAUUUAUGCCAUGAUAAAGUGGAUCUGGCUGCUGUUCUCCACAUUGUUUAUUCGAGAUAUAGGCGCUUCAAGUAAAUGGUGCCAAACUGACCUUUGCAGAGGACAACACGUGCUUUGCGAGGACAAUGGAAAGUUUCACUCUACUUGUCCCAAACAAGCCACUGCUGUUGUGGAAAUGAGCUGGGAUAUGAUAUACCUUAUCGUGGACCAGCACAAUGAAUAUCGCAACAAGUUUGCCGGCGGAAUGGGUCAGCAUGCGAAGGCGGCCAGGAUGACCACGAUCGAAUGGGAUCCGGAACUGGCCAAAGUAGCUGGUGCUCUGGUGCGUCGGUGUGAGCCCAUCAGAGAUCAGUGUGCCAUAACACCGAACUACAACCAUGGGGAAGUCAGCUACUCGCUGGAAAAGUACUUCUGUAUGACCUCGAAAAAGGACGCCCUGAGGAAACAACUUGAUCACUGGUUUGACCCAAGCAGUAAAGACGAAGUGCAUAAGCUUUUCUUCUCAUGGACUAGCAAUCAGGAACUGUCCAAAAACUACUUUCAGGUACUGAGGGAUCGAGCAAACCGCGUGGGCUGCGCCAUAGUGGAAUAUAUUAGACCAGCUCUGGUCCACCAGUUGCUGAAGUGCGUUUACAACUGCGGAGUGAGCCUCUGCGAAGAUGAAGACAAUCCUGUCUACGAGGACACCGAUGAUGAACCCGCUUCGGAGUGCAUGAAGGGAACCAAUAAAAAAUACACGAAUCUUUGUCACAAAGAUGAGCUCGUGAAGAGCUGCAGUGGCGGCUCUUUAUUCGAAGAACCUGAAAAUGAUUAUAAUGAUGGUCAAAAGGAGAAUGUUGAAUAUGACUAUGAUGUCAAUCACAUGUCCACCGUGUAUACACUUCCAACUUACGACCCAAAUGACGUGUUGCCUCCGUUACCAGACAACCCCGACUUUAAUCCAGAAGACCUUUUAGGAUCACCUAGAAAAAACGGAAAUAAAAGGCAUUAAAAAUU